Messenger RNA from Ogataea philodendri, 459 nucleotides. RefSeq lists its product as uncharacterized. The coding region runs from base 1 to 459 and encodes 152 amino acids. The record is from RefSeq and is a predicted model, not a curated record. The transcript has a single exon. NCBI's taxonomy places the organism in Eukaryota, Fungi, Ascomycota, Pichiomycetes, Pichiales, Pichiaceae.
AUGCUGGAAGUAGGUCAGGUGUUGAAGAAUGGCGUUUUGGACAUGCGAAGAUUGGCCGUGGUAUUUGAUGGCCAUGCAGAUGGCUUUGAAUGCGUGCAUUUUGACCGACACAACUUUGGCACGGUCUGGGUUCUCGAGCAGGGCGUUGAUUGGGUUAAGAAACAAGGUUCCAGUAAAAAGGUUGCGCUCAGGAGUAGUUUCCAUCAACAAAUUAAGUUUCAGUUUGAAGACGUUGAUCACGGCUACCAGUAUGCUUUCAAUCACGUUGUUUGUCUUGUUCCAGUGUUGUUUACCAUCUGGCAACUUCAAAUUCACCUCCUCGUGCCCCAUAUACACGAGAAUCACGUGGAUCAGGUAUCCGUACAGUUCGAGGAGCCUUCUAUGGGUAGCGAAGAGAUCCACGUCUGCGGAGUUGAUGAUCUGGUUGGUGUAGUCUGCUUGACCAGCCAACGUACUUGA